This is a messenger RNA of Menidia menidia (Atlantic silverside), 2506 nucleotides long. The record is from the annotation of a GenBank genome assembly. NCBI's taxonomy places the organism in Eukaryota, Metazoa, Chordata, Actinopteri, Atheriniformes, Atherinopsidae.
AUCAUCCUCAUCAUCAUCCUCCUCAUCAUCAUCAGCCCCAGCACUGCCAGCAGCAUCAGUGUGAUGAAGCAGCGGAGGACGGAAACCCUCCAGCUUUGAGAUACUGGAACAACCCGCUGACAGGAUGACUGAAGUGAUUAAUUCUCUGGAGCCGGGGACAGAGGGCUUCAGUGGGGGAGGAGCAGGAGAUCAGGAUUCAAUCUUCCCAGACACCCAUGAAAGGUAUCCAAAGCUGUCCAAGAGGCUUCCCUCCAUCGUGGUGGAACCAACAGACGCAGCCGAGGUGGAAAGCGGGGAGCUGCGUUGGCCACCAGACGAGCCCGGCACCCCAGAAGCCCAAACCGAGAGGCGGACAGCAGAACAAACUGCAGAUGAGGAGAAGGCAGAUGCCGGAGUGGAUGAAGAGGCGUCGGGGGUGGAGAUGCAGGACUCCAACUGAAGCAACCGUCCUCGUGUGAAAUACGCUGUUACUGUGAGUGGGACCGGACAUGGACGAAUGCGAAACAAAACCUAAAGAAAGAGCGCCUUGCGAAAGUAGACAGAUUAAGGGAGAUAUUUGGAAGGAGAGUAGAGAAAACAGAUUUCCAAAUCCCAGCUCGUGGGCUUGGAGCCAGUGUGGCGUCGACACCUUCAGGGACAACACAGACAAAGUGUUUUUCUUUGCAUGAACACAGCCAGGCUGAUAUGACUAAAGAUUGAUAUUGGGGACUAAUAUUCUAGUAUUCCGUUCCGGACCACGCUUUCCCAGUUGGCUGCUUUGCAAUGAGGAAAAAGAUUCGAUAACUUUUGGCAGCAAGAUUUCCUUUCCCACACGACUGCUGUCACACAUCCAUCUUAGUAAAUAAAUUGACAAAAUUAACGUGGUCUUUCUGGCUCCAAGCCCUUAACGCCCAGAUGCCCAUGAUAUCAUCUGCGCAUCUGGUCCUGACAGAUAUUUCUAUAUGCUGUUAGAAGUUUUUAGCUCAUGUGUGCCAUACUACUACUAAUGAUAGCUGCUGUAUUUGUGCAGUUUUACAUGAAAUUUAGAUGUAAAGGACAUUCCUAUUAAGUGCUGACUGCUGUAGUUUGGUGAUCUUGGUCUCACUAUUCACUUUGUAAUAAUAGCUAUGAGUAUUUGAUUAAGAACAAAUAUUUCUCUUUAUUUGAUGUUAUAGCAUUCCUUAAUAUCUUAUGAUAUGUAUACUUUGUCUUCAUACAGUAGUUGUUAAAGGGAAUGUAAUUGUGUUGUUUUCCUCACAAUAUCGGAGCAAUAUAUUUACUGGAAUUUCAAGGCAAUCGAUUUUGUUACAGAGUUCAAAUGAACCAGUAUGUUUUAGAUGGGUGUUGCUUGGCACAGACAUAUUUUUAAAAAUACUGGAAUCCUAAAUUAUUACACAAGUAAUAAAACCUUUUAAAAAUUAUUUAAGGUUUCUUUCCUUCAUUGUGGAAAACUGAAAAGGAUACAAACACAUCACUGAAAAUGACAAAAAAUGGCCAUAAUCAUGGUCUUCUUUCUAUUCUUCUGAGAUCUGGUGUUAAAUGUUCAUUUUAUUUUACGAGUUCGGCUGAGAUUUCCUCUUAACGUCUUGCUGUACAGUGAAGAGAGCAUCCUGGGUUUUGUGUUGAGGUUGUAGUUGCGUGGUAAAAAAAAUGAAAGGACUUUCCGAAAUUUAACACAAUUGAUAGAAGCAUGAGACAGGCAAAUAGGUAGAUAAUAAUUAUUUUCUUUCUAAAAAAAUAAAUCUUAAAGGCUAUUCUAAAAUGGUGGAAAAGUAGUGGCCACCUGUUCAAGCAGAUUUUUGUGUUGUGUCUUUCUUUGCUUCUUUUGGAAGUUUCCCUAUGAAACCUACAUUUUAAAAUCCUUUCACCAACGACUUGCAUUUUGUGUUUUUGGGCUGAUUCCUGCUUUUAAUUAAUAAACCUUUAAAUAUUUGUUAUACUGCAUAAAUACGCCAGUGGAGACAAUAUUUACAUGUAAAAAUAACUGGGCUUUUCAAAACCAAACAAUGCCUGGAAUAAAACCAUAAUCACAGAGAGAGCUAUUUUUUUUUUUAAAUUAAGAGAUAUUUUUUAAAGUAAUCAUUAAGAAAAAACUUUUUUUCAUGCAUAUUCAGUAUUUUUAAUACCAUAUAGCAUUUCAGAGAAUAGUUUGCCCUUUUUUCCUUUAUUUUCACACUCAAAUUGAUUUAUUUUAAGUUUUAAUUCUGCUUUAUGAAACAUUGAUGCAAAGCCCUUCAGAGAUCAAAAGACACAAAAUCUGAGAACGAAAGGUAAGAGGAGAAAAUGUCUCGUCUUAGCAGCUGGGAAUAAAAGGUUGCAGACAUGUCAUGUCUGACUGAAUGUUCAUUUCUAUGUUAAUUUGCAAUUGUACCACUUUAUUGUUAAUUUCUUUCUUUAAUGAGAAUUUCAGUGGAUUCAAGACUAGAAUAAGAUGAAAGAGCAAUCUUAACAUGUCUUGUAAAUGUAUUGGUCCUUUUGAAUAACUGCUUUGAUGCUUCAUAAUCCAAACAAUAAAAAAAAUCUCCCA